UUUUCCUUCUCUUUAUUUUACUUACUUUUUCUAUUCAUGAAUUAUACAAUUACAGCAACAACAACGAAUAAACGAUCUGAUACGAACACAGUCAAGUUAUCAGAAUCGUAUACACCUUCUACAUGGCAGCAAAUUGUCGUUGGGGCAGGAUCAGCAGCAGGAUCAACGGCUGCUGUUGUGAGUGAAGAGUCCAUGAAAUGUCUUAAAUAUUGCUCGAAUUGGCUACACUAUGCCAUUCAACAACUAGCUCAUCAAAUGAGUCUUGCUCGGGAUUUUCUGGUUUCUUUGGCUACACGCCAAAAACAAGAACAACCCAUGCUUUUGUCUAGCAUUAAAAAAAAUAUGGUCACUACAUUACGAAAAGUGAUUGAUAUUAUUACGUGCUAUGCAGGUAAUGCUUUACCUUAUCAAGCAAAAGCGAGCAUUCGGGGAGCUAUUCUCAGUUUACCUAAUCGAUGGGCCUCGAUGUAUGAUGGUGAGACAAAUAACGAUGUGAUACAACAACAAACAAAGCAUGACACCUAUAAGCAAGAAGAUGUUGCCUUAAGAUUACUAGCAUUUGGUAAAGAAUCAACCGACAUGCUGCGUUCAAUACAAUCCGUCUUUGAAGACACGAUUCAACGAGCAGAAGGCUGGCUAGAGAGAUUGCGAAUGAUGAAUCCUAUUUCCCCAAGCAUAAACAAUAAUGUCCAAUUACCUUCAUUGACGCCCAAGCACUUUGAAGAUCUAAACAAUUCCUGUACAAUGCAAGACGAAAAAGAUGAUUUCUGUAAUGUCUUGUUACCACCUAUUCGUAACCUUCAUAUUUCUCGAACCAGUUCUUCCACAUCAUAAAUUGGGGAAAAUCGUUCAUUGUAUUCUAAUCUUUUCAUUGUUCCUAAUCUGUGCCUUACAUUUAAAGGUCACUUUCAAAUAAAUGUGCAUAAUUUGGCUAUUUGUACAUGAUGCGCGCAGAUAAGAAACCUACCACAGUAACAUGUAACCCUACCCUGCUUUAUGUGUGCAAUGUAUCAAAAGAUGAUUUUCAUUAAUUUUGUGCUGUUGUACAGAGAGAGAG
This is a messenger RNA of Gilbertella persicaria, 1057 nucleotides long. RefSeq names its product transcription factor Opi1-domain-containing protein. Gene Ontology annotation, cellular component: nucleus; endoplasmic reticulum. NCBI's taxonomy places the organism in Eukaryota, Fungi, Mucoromycota, Mucoromycetes, Mucorales, Choanephoraceae. Bases 37 to 834 code for a protein of 265 amino acids. Gene Ontology annotation, molecular function: transcription corepressor activity. Gene Ontology annotation, biological process: endoplasmic reticulum unfolded protein response; regulation of transcription by RNA polymerase II; phospholipid biosynthetic process. The transcript has 2 exons. The record is from RefSeq and is a predicted model, not a curated record.